Molecule: messenger RNA, 2428 nt
Organism: Dama dama (fallow deer)
Lineage: Eukaryota; Metazoa; Chordata; Mammalia; Artiodactyla; Cervidae
Product: tyrosine-protein phosphatase non-receptor type 11-like
Exons: 14
Coding region: 16-1833 (605 amino acids)
Biological process (GO): protein dephosphorylation
Molecular function (GO): protein tyrosine phosphatase activity
Source: RefSeq, a predicted model, not a curated record
UGGAGCCCAGCAGACAUGACCUCGCGCAGGUGGUUUCACCCCAACAUCAGUGGAGUUGAAGCUGAGCAGCUUCUCAUGUCCAGUGGCCAGCACGGAAGCUUCCUGGCAAGACCCAGCAAGAGCUGCCCUGGGGGCUUCACACUGUCUGUCAGGCGCCACAAUGAGGUGACCCACAUCAAGAUCCAGAACACAGGUGACUACUACGAUCUGUAUGGAGGGGAGAAGUUCGCGACGCUGGCCGAGCUGGUGCAGCACUACACAGGCCAGUGUGGGGGGCUGCUCCGAGAGCGUGGUGGGGCCCCUGUGGAGCUCCGGCACCCGCUGGGCUGCCAGGACCCCACGUCGGAACGGUGGUAUCAUGGGCAUCUGUCUGGAAAGGAGGCUGAGAAGCUGCUGAUGGAGAAAGGGCGUCCGGGCAGCUUCCUGGUUCGGGAGAGUCAGAGCAAACCUGGGGACUUUGUGCUGUCAGUGCUCACGCAGCAGCUGGACAGGGUGGACCGCCAGCCGCGUGUCACCCACAUCAUGAUCCACUUCCAGCCAGAUGGGAAGUACGACGUGGGAGGUGGUGAGCAGUUCGACACCCUUGGAGAUCUGGUGGAGCGCUACAGGAAGAACCCCAUGGUGGAGAGGUCAGGGGUUGUGGUGCAUCUCCGGCAGCCCCUCAAGGCCACGAGAAUCAGCGCUGCAAGCAUUGAGAGCCGUGUGCAGGAGCUCAGCGAGGCCACGGAUGCCAGCGAGAAGGCCAAGCAGGGCUUCUGGGAGGAGUUCGAGAUGCUGCAGCAGCAGGAAUGCCGGCUCCUGUACCCCCGGAAGGAAGGCCAGCGGCCGGAGAACAAGCCCAAGAAUCGAUACAAGAACAUCCUUCCCUUUGAUACCACUCGUGUCAUCCUUCGUGAUGUGGAUGACAGAGUGCCUGGAGCCGACUACAUCAACGCCAACUACAUCAGGAGUGACCCAGAGGAGAAGCCAGGCCAUGGACUGGGCAAGGUGUACAUUGCCACCCAGGGCUGUCUGCCGACUACAGUGGCUGCUUUCUGGGCCAUGGUGCACCAGGAGAACACGCGUGUCAUCGUCAUGACCACCAGGGAGGUGGAGCGAGGCCGGAACAAGUGUUUCCGAUACUGGCCAGAGCUGCACGGCAGCCAAGAGUAUGGCCACCUGCAUGUGUGCAACAUGGCUGAGCACUGGGCCCAGGGCUAUUGUGUGCGGGAGCUGCAGGUUUGGAGGCCAGACCAGGAGGAGUCGCCGCACACAGUGAAGCACUACCAGUACUUCAGUUGGCCGGACCACGGCGUUCCGGCCGAGCCCACCGGCGUCCUUAGCUUCCUGGACGAGGUGAACCGGGCCCAGAGCAGCAUGCCGGGGGCCGGACCCAUGGUAGUCCAUUGCAGCGCUGGCAUCGGACGCACUGGCACCAUCAUUGUGAUUGACAUCCUGGUGGACGUCAUUCGCAGGCAGGGGUUAGACUGCGACAUCGACGUCCCCAAGACGAUUCAACUGGUGCGGCGGCAGCGCUCAGGGAUGGUGCAGACCGAGGCGCAGUACAAGUUCGUGUACCUGGCGCUGCAGCGGUACAUCCAGGGCGAACAGCUGCGCCUCCGCGAGCCUGUGGGGGCGGGGCCGGGCCGGGGCGAAGCCUGCGCUGGCAUCACCAUGGUGACCAGGGGCCCCUCCCCUCAGUGCGAGCGGCCCGAAGAGCGCGGCUCGCUGAACCUGGGCGUCUCGCCCGCCGACCCCGGCUGUAGCCCCGGACCCGCGCCGUCCCGGGCGCCGGCGGCGAUCCCAGAGGCCUCCCGCCACGAGUAUGAGAACCUGCAGGGUCUAGAGCCGUGAGAGCCCCUCGUGCGCGUGCCCCGAGUGGGGCUGGAGCCGUGCAAGAAGGCGGGAGCCCAGCAAGGCCGGCCUCCGCGUUCCUCCGAUGGACUGUUUAGGAUUGUGCAGACAGGCGCCCAGCCCUGAGCGCCGCGGAGUUGGGGUGGGGAAGGGGGGUGGGGUCCCGGGUCUGCCCCCUCAGACCCUGCCUGACCAGCUCUGCACGCCCAGAAAUGGUGAGGGGCGGGCAGAUCCAGUGGCCCUGGCCCUCCUCGAGGAGGGGAGGCAGAGCUCCAGGGUUGCCCGUUCGACUCCGUUUGGGAGGCCACCAGUGACCACCUGCACGUUGUGGUGAAGACAUAUGUGUGCUACAUGUCUAAGGAUCAAUCUGUAUGUGGGACAUGAGACCAGCAAGUGAGUGCCAGUUUGUUCACCAGCAUUUGUGACCUUCUCCCUGCUUUCUGAGUGACCUGCCCCUUCAGAGUUGCUUCCCAGCCCUGCCUACAGCUGUGGUCUAGGCUGUGGCCUGGCAGUGGCUCAGUCCUGCCACAUCCAGACCUAACCCAGACUGUCACAUUGCAGUCAUUCGUCGAUAAAUGCUUGUUAAAUGAGGGAA